GGGGACAGGCGUUGGCUUCCGCCCCUGUGAGAGAGAGAGAGAGGCCAUGGGGGCGGAGCCCGUCCUGGACGCUGAGGACGCUUUACGUACUGAAGCGGGGCCGGGGACUUCUGGGAAAAGCCAAGAGUUGAAAGAAAACGGUAACUUCGAACUUUCCUUCGGUGCGUCCCGAAGCGGGGGGCGGGGCGGGUAGAAAAUGGCCGUUAGAAAACGGUCGUCGGGUGACGCAGCUGGCGGUGGGCGAACCCAGUGCAGUUGUCGGGUUAACGCCAGAGACGGAGGGGACGGAUAAAAACGGGAAACAAGGCCUUGGUUUCGCCUAUAGCGAACUUGCCUGUUCAGCUGUUUCCCUCGAAACUCCGGGGCCGCCCUUGGGGCCAGAGCUCUGAGUUGUUUCGCGGGGCCUUCGGGAAAGAAAGAGCUUUCUUUUGGGGCCACAGCAAGCACGCUCACUUGGUGGGCUCGCUCGGCAACCGAGACCCGCCAGUUAAAACAAAAGAACGAAAACGAGCAGACAUGAGGCGGACAGCAAAAAAAAUUCGUCCAUCCUCUCCAUUAGGUGAAAUGAAAUGUAGUCAGUGCAAUAAAAGCAAGCGACAGUCAGAUCAGUUUUGGCCAAGGACUUGUUGAACGCGCGCUGAGACAAAGCAUUCAAGCUCAGUGUAAUGCAGCUAGAACAAAUAAGUUUCCAUGAGUUGCAUAUAUUCCUAAUUCUGCAUCAGUGCAGUUCAGAAUACAACAACCAUUUUAGAAGCAAAGAGACGAAGCAGACACAGAAGGAAUAGCAGCCUUGCCUAUCCUGUUGUUCUUCAGGGGUAGUACAACUCCCAUCAGCCUAAGCCAGCAUUUAGCCAAUGAUCAGGGAAGAUGGGAGUUGUAGCCCCAAACAUCUGGAGUGCUCUCUGUUGGAGAAGGCUGCUGGUGCACCCUAAAUGGACUCCCAGGGUUUGUCCUGCCGCAAAAUAAUUCCGUAUUUUUUUAUACAGUAGUUGGUUGAGGUUUAAUUUCAGCCCAUCACUUUACAAAAUAAAGUUGACCUGUUAAUGGCUUAAUUUAGCUGACAGGCUACAAACUUAUGCCCACUUAACCUGAGAGUAAAGGUGCAGUACUAAGCCCCAGAUACACCACAUCUUAAUUUCCCCUAAAUUCUGCAUGGUGGCUUCCUCCUAGUUACUGUGUUGUUGCACUGUUAUAACUGAAAUGGCAUUCCUUCUUUUUUGUGUGUGACCCUGGUCCCUUCCUUGGCAUAAGGAAUUUUCUGCUAAUGCCUGGGUUUUGGCAGUCAGAAGAUUCAAAUACCAGCCUCAGGGAAGCACUGGAGUCUCCUAACCACUGAGCUUUGGAAUUAGCUAUUUUGGAUGGGGUGCUGUGAGAUUUCCUGGCACAGUGCUCAUGUAUUAUGUGUGGAAUGGGUUCAAUCGCAUCAUCAUGGUAUUAAUGCUGUUACCACAGGAUGAUUGAUCUCUUUUUGCACUAAAAGUGUAUCAUUGGGAAUAACUUUGUAAUUGGUGGUUGGCAAGAGCUUUUUUCUAAUGCUUUUACUGUGCUGUUGAUUUUGCUGCUGGUAGAGUAUAGCAUCCCAACUAGCGGCAGUGGUGUCCAAACUUUUUUCAAAGAGGGCCAAAUUUGAUGAAGUGAAGGGCCAUGGGGGUCGACCAAAGUUAGGCCCCCGAAACGGACUUUGGACAUGCCUGGUGUAAGGUAUAAAGGUGGACCCUAGAAUUGUCCUUCCUUUAAGUUAAAUUCUUUAACUGUUGAAGUGAAAUGAAAUUAACUAGCAGAGAUUUUGCUUCAAGAAAAGUUUUUGUGUACUUGCUUCCAUACAGCAUUGAAAAUGAUAACUGAAAUGUUCUAGUCGUAUGCCACAUUAUUUUAUCUUGGGAGGGCUAUUGGUUUAUUUUUGUAUGAAUUCAGGGAUGAUAUGGGAUGUGCAUUUUAAAAAUAAGUAAUAUGUUAUUUAUGAUUCUAGGAUCAUGUGGAUCGCUCUCACCAUGCUCUCCAGGUAUUCACGACACCCCUCGUCUACUUCCUGCUCUUCAUUAUUCCAAACUUCCAAGAGCAUAUGUCAGGAAGUUGGCAUAGGCAGACAGCAAAUAUGGAGCCUUCGGAGAUACGAGGAUGGAAAAAAAUGCACCAGCGUGGUUCCACAUAACAUGCUACAUUCCUCCUCUAUGAGCUUCAAAAUAAACAAUAAACGUAACCAUCCAAAAAACUUUCCAGUAUUAGAUGGAAGCAUCCCUUCCCUGUAUAGACACGUAGUUGAAGGCAAUGCAAGAAACAGUGAGAUCUGCAUUCAGAGGUAACUAUUUUUUUAAAAAAAUAUUUCUGCAGCAUUAGUCCCUUGAUUCAACAGUUUUGAGUAAGGUAUGCAUUUUUAGGUUCUUGCAAACUAGCCUUACCUUAGGCCAGGAUCCAAAAUAAUUCCCCUGGCUUCAGUUUUUUCCUUAAUCGGUUUGCUGAAUUCAAUUAUCUAUAAACUUGAAAACUGUUACAAGUUAUUUUCCUGCCUCCUGAAAGGUUUGGUAUGAUUUCUCAACUUAUAUACGUACCUGCAUAUGUCUUGUGAAGAUUUUUGUUUUCACAAGUUGGGUAGAUGCUUUAGCACUUUUGGAGUAAUGUUAGCUCAUUUAAAAAGGCAUCUAGCAACUUGAUACCAUAAAUGUUAUCUGUGUUAUAUGCUUUACAAUUUUUUGAAAAUGUCAUAAAACCUGUCCCUCAUUUCAUUUUGAAUGCAAAGAUAUAUAUGAGUCAUAUCUUCCUAAGAGUUUUCAAUUAAUCAUGAUUCACAGAUAAAGAGAGGAAAGUGACUCACUACUUGUACGUAUUGGUCCUGAAGAAAAAAAUGGCAGUAGCCCAAAGGGCUUUAUUCAAAACUAGUCGUGCAAGCUGAAAGAAAACUCAUGAAAAUGAGUACUUUGCAUUAGUUAUUUUAGUUUAGCUAUUUCCAUUUUAUCUCUUGAGAAAGCCAGAAUUCAAAUAUCAAAUAAUACAGUUAAUUUUUGAAUGAUAGGCUGUCCUAGCUUUGUGGUUGGCUAUAGGACUGUUUGGGAAUUUACAGUAAAAUCAUCCAAGCAUUUUUACUUUUGAGGAUGAGACUGGUUCCAGGUAAGGACAAAAUUCUAUCUGCUCUUUUCAUUUCGUAAGAAAUAUAGUUCUAAAGAAGCUGUUUUAAGUCUGUACUUAGUCACAGUUCCAUGAAGCAAAUGUUUUCAUGUUUUUCCAGGAUGAAGGUUAUGUCUAUGUCAUACAAGGUUUCCCCUAAUUUGACAUGUGAACACAUGUAUGUGUCCAGUUUAAAUUCAUAUUUUUUUCUUUGUUGCUGAAUUUUGAAUAAUACAGUCACACUAUUUCCUCACAAGUAUGAUGGCAGUGUUGUUAAUAUGUGUGUUGGAUUAACUUGUUCUUAAGGUACUUUUGUCUUUGGCAACAGAAGUUGGUUUUCAGUUCCAUUGAGCUUUUCAUUUUGAUAUCAGGUAUUCAGAGUUGCUUGUGAAGGUCAGUAAAGGAGGAGGAAAAAAUGCAAUAUUGCGCCACACUCAGAAGAACAAAAAGUUGCUUGUUCGUGAACGCUUAAAGAUGCUUCUUGAUGAUGAAAGUUUCCUUGAGCUCUCCCCUUUUGCAGGCCUUGAUAUGCCUUAUGGUGAUGUUCCUGCAGCAGGAUGUCUCACUGGUAGGUUUUGCGUAAGGGAUUUUUUAAAAGGUAAAUCGCAGUAUAGUAAAUCUGCAUGCACUUAAUCAGUUCAUGCCAAUUGAUAGUGUGGCCUGCCGCUGUUAAUAAAUAACAAAAUCUAUUCCAUCUGUGCUAUGCCUGUUGGAAGAUGCAAUAGUGAAGACAGAAUGAGAGGGAGACAUUAGAGUGCCUUUAAGUUACCUUUUCGACAAGCGGAAGCAAAUGUUUGGAUCAGGUUUGGUUUGGCACACAUCAGAUAAGGCUUUCCUAGGUGGGUAUUAACGUACAGUAGACUUGUAAAUCUGUUUAUGGUAUCCACCUUACAAGGCAAGAGUCACACUCAUAGUUUUUCUUUCAUGCUUAAAUGUAAUGCUUUUUUUCUGCAUAUAGUAAAGAAAGAUUUCUGAGGGGCACAUUAUAUCUGUUAACUAAAUUAAAGUAGAAACUUAGGUGCUCUGUAAAAGACAAAAUGGCAUCCUCAUAUCUGCAUUUAGCCUCUUGCCAGCUCUUUUGCCUACCUGCUCCUUGAUCCAGUGCAGCAGUGACACAUGAUGUCAGCAGUGGAAACCAGUCCUCACUAAGCUACACAGUUGAGAGAUUGAUGAAGGGCUUAUGAGAAAACAAUACUUAGAAUUUAAGUAGUGACCUUGAAGUUGGUAGGAAAGCUGUUCAUUUGUGUUUUCCCAUUGUGGUUACGUGUGUAGUACAUAUUAUGGUGUCAUCUAUCUGGGAUGCGUAAAAUUAGCCUCCAUUCUUUUGCAGCAUGGACACAAGGUUUAAUGAGUUAAAUUGAUAAAUUAAUCAACUAAAGCCUCAGUCAAUUAAUUGGUCAGGCUGUGAUUUAGAAAACAUUUGUUCUGAGGAUGUUUUGGAUUCUUGUCUGUGGAGCAGGAAUGAAAAAAGUAUUAAAGCUGGCCUUUAAAUCUAAUAUCUCAAGCUGAAAUACUGAUAAUACUGUAUGUACAUUUGAUAGAUUAUCAUCUGACUUUAACUGAUCAGUGCAAUCCAUACCCAACCUUAUAUCAGAUGUGGGGUUGAAUUGAGCAGAGACACCCUUCAGCUCAGUUAACUGGUUGCCAGACAUUCAAGUAGAUAGAAGGCUUGCUGGUAGUAUUCACACUUUCAGAGCCCAACAGAAGACUUCAAAAUACAGGGGUUGGGAAUCCAGACCUUGAGCUGGCCCAGGGAUCAGGCCUAGUUGUCCUGCCUCCCCCGCUUCCAUUGCAGCCACCAUGAGCAGCCGGGCUGGGAAUGCAGUGGUGGCUCCUCUUUUAGCAGUGGGGAGGAAUUAGGAUUGCAGCCUUUAUUUAACUGGUUGAAAGAAUUAAUUUGUUCAGGACAGAAAGAAUCAAUUCUGUGACAACAAACAAAGCAAUAAGGAGAUUCUACACUGAGCUUAUAGGACAGGGGUCAGCAAAAUUUUUCAGGAGGGAGCCGGUCCACUGUCCCUCAGACUUUGUCGGGGGCCGGACCCACCACCUCCUGAAAGCACCCCCCUCCCGAAAGGCUUCCCCCGCCUAUGCUACUCAUGCCACAGCCACCGAUGCUGCCUUGUCUUCGGCAGCAUCGGCGUCCUCUGUCUUGGCGGGGCACAGAGCCCAUGCCGCUGGCCUGGGCGGCGGAGGCAGCCUCCACACCACUGCCACUUCCUUCCUGCUCGGCUGCUUCCUCCCGCUUGGCCACCUUAGCGGGAAGGAAGGGGCAGUACCCAGAUUCCGCUGGCCUGGGUGGCGGAGGCAGCCUCUGCGGUGCUGCCGCUUCCUUCCCGCUUGGCCGCUUCCUCCUGCUCGGCUACUUCAGCGGGAAGGAAGGGGCGGCGCCCAGAGGUGUCCGCAGCUUCUGAUUGGCAGCAGGAGCUUCCUGCAGCCAAUCAGAAGCUGUGCCGCAUUGCAGAAAUCAGUUUCCGCAUGGCGAGGCCUCUGCGCUGCGCCUGAUUAGCGCAGGGACUGACCGAGUGGGUGGCAGGGUUUGGAAGGUUUGCGGGCCGGAUUAAGGAGCCCAGUGGGCCGUAUCUGGCCUGCGGGCCUUAGUUUGACGAUCUCUGUUAUAGGAUCUUUUGAUAAACAAGUAAUUUUAUCUGCAUGUAUUGAAAAAUGUCACCAUAGGAUACCUUAUCAGCUGAGUCACUGCUUAGUUCCACAACUGUUCUCAUUCACUACACAUGUUCAAACUCUAGCAGCAUUGUAAGUAAAAGAGGAUAGCUGAAAGUUUAGCUGCAUUCUUUCUGAGUUCCUUGGCAUUUUAAUAUGCUACAAAAGAUCUCUCUAGCAUAUUUAUGUACUUAAUUGCCUUAGUUUAUGAUCCGGUUACAAAAUAUUCCAAAGUGGAUAAUUCAUACUGUUUGUAAAAUGUAAUGACAAUAGUCAUUGCUGCAGGUAUUGGAAAAAUCUGUGGAGUCUGGUGUGUCUUCAUGGCAAAUGAUGCAACUGUGAAAGGAGGGACCAUUUAUCCUAUUUCAGUGAAGAAACAACUGAGAGCUCAAGAAAUAGCAAUUAAAAAUAGACUUCCGUCUGUUUACCUUGUGGACAGUGGGGGAGCAUUCUUGCCACUUCAGGUAAAAGACAUGUUCUAUGAAACCGGUUGAUUUAAUUUGCUUAAAAUUAUUCCCUUUGACUUGUUUUAUCGUUAGCUUUCAAGUCUGUGUCCUAAAAAUAUUGUAUACUCGAAAAAUAGUCAAGGUAACAAAGUCAAAGCCAGUUUGUCAUUGAACUGUCAAUGAAUUAACCAUGUCAAAGAAAGAUGAGUUACCGGUAUGUAUAAAAUUACUGUACAGAAUAUACUUGGGGUUUUUGGGAGGGAACCCCAAAAAAGACAAUACAGAUUUUCGGAAAAAUAAUGAUUCUUUCAGUAUGCUAAAAACCACAUUUGAAAAAGAAAGAGGCAGAACAACCGCAUAGAACAUAGGCUUUGUAACUUUUGAAUUUUUACUGUAUUUCCUGCCUCUGUAUUAUUAGGCAGAGUUGUUUCCUGACCAAUUCCAUGGAGGACGCAUUUUCUACAAUGAGGCUGUGAUGUCUGCAUUGAAAAUCCCUCAGGUAUAAUAUUGUGAAGAAAUCUGUGCAUUAAAAAUGCAUUUCCAAGUAGUAUAUAGUUAAUAAGUAAAAGAAUGUACUGCUGAGGAAAACAGUUCAUAUUGUUUCGGAAGAGUCAUCCAGCAGUUUAAAUUUUGCAUUUGUUGCACAAGGAAUAGGUCCACUAUGAUCAGAAACCAUUAUGGUAGAUAAUCACUGGCCAUUACAUUCAUAUCUUAAAUAUCUGACCAUAGUUAGUCAUUAACUUCUUGCAUUAAACACCUGUUAGUACUUUCAUCUCAUUUGAUUCAACAGAUUAGAGAAAGAUAGCCAGUGGGUCACAUUCUGAAACAUUCCUUCUAAAUUCUCUUCACAUCAUGAACACUGUGGGUCCCUGAAUAAUCUGAGCUGGUUACCCUUCCCUUUGCAACAUGUCACACAGGCAUGAUACAACUACCUCUUCUCACUUGUGAUAACACUGGAGCAGGUUCUGCCCACCUCAAAAAAUGUAGGUGUGGAGAAAACUUGCUGUAAAAACCCCCAGCCCUGACAAGCUGUCACAAAUCAUAAUACAGAUUUUGUAUCUGAGGUAUGGCCUGCACAUGCUUUCCUUGCUUAAGUAAGGAUUAUAUAUUAUUGCUGUACAAUAUAAAAUUAAGUCUGCAAUAUUUGAUACUGCUCUCUGAAAUAAAACUCCUGACUCCUUUUCCCUGUGGGAUUUUCAGUGCAAUUUCUCAAUAUAAUCAUAUGCUUGAUAACUUUUCCUGGAAAUUUACAACAUAAAAUUAAAUAUUUCCUCAUCUUUGUUCUUUUUUUCUUACCCAGCUAUCUUGGUGUGUCCUCUAGGUGGCAGUUGUGUGUGGUUCUUGUACUGCAGGAGGUGCUUAUGUUCCUACCAUGGCAGAGGAAACAGCCAUUGUAGACAAAAUUGGCACAAUGUUUCUCGCUGGGCCCCCUUUAGUUAAAGCUGCCACAGGAGAAGAUAUUCAUCCCGAGGCACUGGGAGGAGCCAACCUGCAUGCUAAGUAGGUAUAAUAUUUGUUCCUGAGCUCUUAAUAUUGAUUGAAUGAUACCUUUAGUCCUAGUUUUUCUAGGUAUAAUGAUCUCAUUUUUAAAAAAUGCCUGCAAAUGACAGAAGCAUCCAGAAACAAAAAAGUGCUGCAUUAUUUGCACUUAGUUGGCCCAUAUCUAUUUCUGGGUCGAAAAUCACCCCUCAACAUACAACAUUUGUUUGUUUAUAUGCUGUUCUUUCAGUACCUUGCACAAGUACUGCACAUUUUACAUUAAAAUGAGAGAGGAACAAAACCAAAUAGCAAACCGUACAACCCACUUCUAGAAAAAGGAAGUACUGGAUCUCACCAAGAACACCUCCUUUGUUCUCUUAGAAUGGCAGUGGUGCCCACCUGAGAGGCGUGGGACUAAGUUUCUGUGAGUUCUGGCUGGAAAAAAGCCCUGGUACCACCGAUGGUUAUUUUCACAGCAAGAAUCAGAAUACAAAAAGCCAGACAGCAUCACUGCACUAUAGGCCUGAUUGGAAAGGUGUGCUUUCACACCACACUAAAAUCUCAAGAAGAAAGCCAACCUUAUCUCAGAGCGGAGUGGUGGUCCACAGAUGGAGUGCUGCAACCAAGAAGACCUUCCUUUGCAUCACUGCCCCAUGCCCUAUGCUUGGUAGAGGGAUUGUGAGAAGCUGCUAAGAUCCUCAGCACAUCUAAAUCCAUAGGCCAGAAAAUAAUGGGAGAGGUGCUCCUUCAAGUACUUGGGACCCAGUGAAAUAUGUGGCACCAUUCACAGCCCUGGCACCUGCAUUCUGCAGUAGCAAUAGUUUCUGUCUAGAGCACAUUGUGCUACUCUAAACAUGAGAAUUCAUGAAGAAAACUAGUAGCACUCCUCCUUCAGUACAGUUAAUGCAAAUUGAUAUUACAGUCUCACCAGCUUUAAUAUAUUUUUUGUAAGAAAUUAUCUUGUCUGAGGCAAAUGUUUAUUAUUUCCAAUCACUUGAAAGACAGAAGAGAAAUAUAAGGAAUCAUUUAUUUUACUGUUAGUAGUAAUGUUUUCUGAUCAUGUUUGUUGAAUUUUAUCUGUUGCCAAAUAUUUGUAAAUUAUUUUUCUCAGGGUCAGUGGCUGUGUUGACCAUUUUGCAUCUUCAGAAAAAGAAGCAUAUGAAUGUGUUAGAAAUAUUAUUUCAACACUCAAUUAUGAAAUUCCUACAGAAGAAACUGUAGAGUAUGACAGUCCCUUGUACAGUGCUGAUGAGCUUCUGGGGCUUGCACCACAAGAUUAUAGCUACACUCUACAUAUAAAAUUGGUAAGGAAAAUGUUUGUUGCAAUCUGAAGUUAGGCUACUUGAUAUAAAUCCCAUUGAUGUUAGUAGGCUUAAAAAUUAAACAGUGUGACAGUAUAGUUAACAGUGGUUGAACUACAAAUCCUGUGGCUCAGUUUUCUUGGAUCAUUUAUGUAAAUUGGUGAAAACAAAAAAAUCCUGUAAGCAUUUUAAGGACUAACAAAUUUAUUAUCAGAUAAGCUUUUGAGAGAAUCCACUUCAUUGCAUGAAGUGCGAUCCUCAGUUGGCAGCACUGUUAAUUAUGCUUCAUGCAUCUGAUGAAGUGGAUCUUAGUUCAUGAAAGCUUACGUUAUAAUACCUUUGUUAGUCUUUAAGGUGCUUGCAAGACAUUUUGUUGUUUACAGCCAACAAACACAGCUACUUCUCUGAAAGUUGUCCAUUGCUGCUUGCUUUUAGAAGUACUUCCAGAGAUGAUACUGUGUUGAGGUGCUGAGUUGAAAAGGUAGAUCAAGGGUUAAUUUGAGUAUUUCAAAUGGUCUACUCUUUUAUGUGUGCAUAGUCGAGGCCAUGGUUUGUAGUUGGUUGUUAUUUCUCAUAAAACUCAGGAAGAGAUGUGAGAAGUAUUCACCAUAUUCUUCAUGAAUCAAAAAGCCUUAUUAGUCUGAGUAUUUACUUCUACUUAGUUUUUAUUAGCAGUAAGGCUGUCCUACUCUUUCCCUACUCCAGCUUAAUAGAGAUGCCUGAUCACAGGGUGUACUUCAUUCCAGAUCUAGGGUGCUACUGCCAAGAAUACCUUAUUCUGGAUGCCAGUUAACAGGAUCUCUCUUGAUGUAAGAACAAGUAAUAGGACCUGCCCAGCAGAUCUCAGGUCAUGGUCAAGAUAGUAUUGAGAGAGGUGUUUUUUCAGGUAUUCAUGUCCCAAGCUAUUUAUGACUUUAUAUGCCAUAUUGACGAUGGCAUACAAAGCCAUAAAUAGCUCGGGGCAUAAACUGGGCUCAGUGACAAAUAGACUGGCAACGCAACUGCAUUGUAAGCAGUGUUGUAUGCUCCUGAGUUAUCAUAUUUGUCAGUUUCCGUGCUGCAACAUUUUGCUGUAGUCUCUGAACCAUCUUCUAAGGGUAGCCCUACUACUGUAAUGGUAGUCAACCUGGGAAGUUACUACAGCCUGGAUUACUGUGAUCAGGCUAGCUCCAUUAGGCUGUAGCUGUUGAACCCACUGGAAUAAUAGAAUCGUAGAGUUGGAAGGGACCAUGAGGGUCAUCUAGUCUAACCCCCUGCAAUGCAGUGAUCUUUUGCUCAGUGUGGUGCUCAAACCUAUGACCCUGAGAUUAAGAGUCUUAUGCUCUACCAAUACCUACUUAAAUCAUAAAAUUUUAGCUUUGGAUGUACGGUCGGUAUCUAAAAAAGUAAAACAAUUUUGAAUGUUAAAGUUUACAAUUUUGUGAUCUAACAGAGUAGUAUACCUGACUCAAUCAUACUUGAAGCCGACUCAUUGAAAUCAUUGGAUUUAAUUUCAGUGUGUCUACUCGUAGUAUGACUUAGUCAGACAUCAUCCAUUAUCUUUGAAUAUUGAGCCAUAAUUGGAGACAGAAGACAUGAAUUUUUUUCCAGCAAGCUACCUACUAUUGAUUUUUCAUUUCUCUUGACAAUAUUUUAUAGAUCCUGAGUCGGAUGAUAGAUGGCAGCAGGUUCCAGGAAUUCAAAGCUAAUUAUGGAACUACCUUAGUAGCAGGAUUUGCCUACAUAGAAGGGUAAGGGAGAAGUUUAAACCAGCGGGCCACAUUAUUGCAACACUUUUUAAUGAUUAGUUGUUCAAGCAAAUAGUAAUUUGAUCCCUGUUAGAGUCACCUGAAAUUGCAGAAUUGAGCUUAGAUUUGUUACAGAGAUAGAAAUGUAGCCAUACUAUAUUAUGGCUCCCAGGUUGUUUGGAUCACUUAUGCAAUUGUUUUUACAUUGUUACUCUUUUUUUGGAAGCCAAGGUAUAUAACUGGAUUUAAAUUUUGUUGGAUUCAUUGUAUUCCAAGUGCUUAGUGCUUACAUUUUGGGGUUUUAAAUUAAUAUAGUAUGUACUUAGCCACCUGACUAGACAAUCAGCGUUGCUGAUUAAUAGUAAAUUGUACCUGUUUUUUUUCUUUUUAAUUCAUUGUAUGUGUUUAUAGAAUUAUUUACAACUGCAGUACUAUACCCACAUCUGUGAAUAAGCCCUGUUGAAUUUAGUGGGACUUACUUCUGUGUAGAAUGCAUAUGAUUCUACUGUUAGUAAUUCUUCUUUUUAAGAUUUAUCUCUGCUAAAUAUUUUCAUAUUUCAACUUAAAAAGCAUGCAGACGAAAUUUUAUUUUGGCAUCUCAGAGCUCAGAAGAAUUAUCAGUAUUACACUACUAACAAACCACCAGCACUUAAGUUCAGCCAAAGACCUGAUUACAUUAAGCAAAUUAGCAAUUUAUUUAACAUAGAAACAUAGAAAUGGCUAGCUUUGGGCCAAGACACAUACUGACAUCUGAAAGACCAUGAUCAGCUCUAAAAGAUACUGAUCAGACCUAAUUUAAUAUAAUCUAGUUGAUGAGUUUUUUCUAGGAUCUUUCCAGAAUAGUUGUCUUGCACAAAUAAUUUACAAUCGCAUUCUUGCAUGAGAUCUAAUCCUUCUCUCAUGUAGAACUUUGAUGUGUGAGGAACUUGCAUUCCCAACAAACAUCAAUUUGCUGUUGCUAGAGAAAUGUGAGUUCUCAGCUAUCAUCACCACUCACUAACACCUCAUAUUCAGUCAUACCUCGGGUUGAAUGUGCUUCGGGAUAAGUGUGUUUGAGUCGCGCUCCGUGGCAACCCGGAAGUAACGGAGCGCGUUACUUCCUUGUUUCGCUGCUUGCACAUGCGCAGACGCUCAAAAUGACGUCAUGCGCAGAAGCGCUGAAAUGUGACCCGUGCACGCGCAGAUGCGGGCUACGUUUGCUUCUAGAUGCGAACAGGGCUCCGGGACGGAUUCCGUUCGCAUCUAGAGGUACCACUGUAUGUGCAUAUGUGUGCUGGGCACCUGCUAACUAGAGUCCAGCAGCAAAAGCCUCCUUUCACCAUUUGUCCGUUUUAAAAAAUCAAAAUUUUAAGGUGCUAUGGUUUGUGUAUCCAGUGGGAAUAGUUACAUAAAACAUUUCAAACUAUUUGAUGAAGGGGAAGCACUGGUAAGUCUACCCAAGUCCCUCCAUAACUUUGUUUAGCAAUUUUGUGAGUCCUCCUUAAAAUUAAUUAUAGGCAGUGUACUCUCUGGCAUUGCAACAUAUACAACGUCUUCAAAACAAAAUGUCAGUACGUUGAACAGGCUUUCCCCCAAUGUGCAGCUCUCCAUGCAGCAGACCAUUGUUCUUAUCCAUGCUCCUUCUCUGUACAGUGAGAACUCAAUGCCAUCCUGUUAGCCUUCCUUGGGCAAGUGCUACACUGUAUUUAAUAUUUUGAAGUAAUGGCUUCUUGUGCAGAAAAUCCCUUUUUGCACAUAGCUGCUUAAGUCAAGUCUAGGAUCCAGAAGCUAGUAAGUGCUUGUGGUGCAGCCUGAAAGAGCCUGAUGAACUGCCACCUUCUGGGUUGUCAGUUGAAUGGUUAAGCAGGCCUUAUUCUCUAGGGCUGAUAAUAAGACUGCUUUCACUGACUCUAAGAUCACUCAAAACUUUAAAAAGCUGAAAUAAAUAUUUAAAGUCCGUUUUGUAAGUGAAAGAGAAGCCUCUUGUGGCCUAACCUUUUCCAUUAAUGUUAAGCUUGUCUCUAAGUAGCUCUAGAAAGUGAAUUAUUUCGCUAGGAUUAAUAAAGCAUGCGGCAGACUCAAACUCAUUGAUUUCCUCUGAGAUGAAAAUAUGAUAGUUGAGAUGGUUUGUCUUUUCAUCAUAAUGGAAAAUUACGCCACAGAGAAUAUGAACUGUAUUUUGCUUCCUGCUGUAAGCAGACUUGAGAACAUUAACAAAUAAGUUCCAUAUUAACUACUUAUGCAGGAUCAUCUGUUUAUGAAAAUGUAUGCUUUUGUCACUAAAAGUACAAAUUUGCAUGAUUAAUUCGAGCUUUUUCAGCCUUGAAUGUCCAUAACCAGUACAUAAUAAGUAACCCAUUAGAUUGUUGCUUCAUACUUCGGCAUUGGAACCAUGUUUGUCCAUACAUUCUAAGCUAGCCUACAAUCUUGUGUGGACUACAACUGCCAUCAUUCCCAGCCAUCAUGGCCAAUAGUGAACAUGCCUUCCCCUCGCAUAAGGGGCUCCCUAGAUCCCUCCUAAUAAUUUAUGACAGAUCUCUUGCACAAACAUUCCCGCUUUUGAGAGUAAGGGAAUUUAGACAAGAAUUUAGAUAAGUAAUUUUCCAUGCCUGCACUUCACCCAAACCAUAUUCUUUUAAAUGACUUGUAGCAGCAGAUUAUUUAUUGUAAACAUUUCUAAGUAUCUUGGGAGUUUUGAAGCAAAAGUAAUGCAAAUCAUUUGUUGCCUGUUUAAGGUGAUAUUAUAAAAUUAUAGUACUAAACACAUGGAGGGUACUUACUGUGUUGAUUUCAAUGUUUCUACUACCCUUGUACUAUAAAAAGUGUUUUAUGUUUUUGUUAGACAGCUAGUUGGAAUAGUGGCUAACAACGGUGAGCUGACUCAUGAAGCUUCUCUGAAGGGUUCCCACUUCAUACAGCUUUGUAGCCAACGAAACAUUCCAAUCCUUUUUCUCCUGAAUACAGCUCCAUGUGCAGCAGAGCCAACCAGUCUCGCACAGGUAAAGCAGCUAGUACAGAGCACAGUCAAAUGGCUCUGAAUUAGGGUAUCACGCUUUCAGUUUCAAAUGAAAAAAAGUUUUUUCACUGGAAAAGUUUGCUCACUUCGGUUCUUCCCUGCAAUAACAAAUUCCUCUGCAUCCAACAGGGAACGGGUUCUCUGAAUGUAAAAAGUUUGAAAAAUGAUUGAGGGGAAAUCUCUCCACUUGGUAUUUCCCAGGUUUAAGGUAGCUUGUGGGACACGGGUGGUGCUGUGGUCUAAACCACCGAGCCUAGGGCUUGCUGAUCAGAAGGUUGGCGGUUCGAAUCUCCGCAAUGGGGUGAGCUCCUGUUGCUCAGUCCCUGCUCCUGCCAACAUAGGAGUUCAAAAGCACGUCAGAGUCUAAGUAGAUAAAUAGAUACCGCUCCAGCGGGAAGGUAAAUGGCGUUUCCGUGCACUGCUCUGGUUUCGCCAGAAGCGGCUUAGUCAUGCUGGCCACAUGACCCGAAAAACUGUCUGCGGACAACGUCGGCUCCCUCAGCAGGUAAAGUGAAAUGCGCACUGCAAUCCCAGAGUCAUUCGCAACUGGACUUAACUGUCAGGGGUCCUUUACCUUUUUUUUAAGGUAGCUUGUCAGCCAAAUUAGGAGCCCAACAAGUUAACAUCUGAACACUGCAUAAGAAGUGCUGUUGUAUACCUAGAAACUGUAAUUUCCUUAUAAUGCAAGCUUCUUUGUUGGAAAUUCAGUAGUAAUGAUUACAAUUAACUAAAUUCUUGCUAUGUGAAAAAAAUCAGAACUAGCAGAUUUCACCAUAUACAAUGAAAAAUAAUGUUCCCUACAGAGCUCAGUAUUUCCAAGUAGUAUACUUUGUUUUUGUGCCUGGAAAAUGAUGGACUGGCAGUUUUUGAAACUCCUGUUUCCUUUUAGUCUGCAUGUGCAUAGAUGGAGAGCUUUGGUCUUGUUUUGAAGAGGAACAGAUUAGAACAAUGAAUUUCUAGUGCUGAAUCCUGCAUUAAUUACUACCAUCUUCUUCUUUUCCCCCCUUUACUGUUGGUAGGCAAAUUAGUCACUUAAAUAUUCGUAUAAAAGAUUUGCAAAUCCUGUACAUGUUGAGACCAGGAAUAAAGGGAACAUCUGCAUGUAAAAAGUAAAAGAAAUAACUCUCACCAUUCUUUCAUUUUAAUUCAGGCAGAGGAUCACACUAAUAGGCUGAAAGCACAAGCAUCCAUGAUGGCUGCAGUUGCUUGUGCUGCUGUUCCCAAGAUAACCCUUGUGAUUGGUGGCUGCUAUGGAAAUGAAAGCUAUGCUAUGGUAGGUUGUUGAACGUAGGAUCAGCUUCUCUUUCCUCACCCACAUGCCCCAUGUACACAGCUCCUGUCCUAGCUAGUUUCUUAGGGUAAAAUUCAACAUGGUGCUAAGUCUCUUGUUCCAUCAGUGCAAAGAUUUCUCCUUGCACAAUGGGGCAGAUGUUCUUCUCCCUCCUGACCCUGCAUCCCCUCCAAUACUUGGAUUGUUACUUACACAAGGAGUAGAUUUCAUCAUGCGGUCACUGGGUUGGGACAGAUCUGUUCUAGGUGUUCCCCCAACCCUCUGAAGGGAAGGUUGUGGUCGUGGGAAGAAAUGGAUUUAUGUGUAAGCAUAAAUCCUUGUGCUUACAAGACAUGGUAGUUGAAUGCCACACUUGAAACUUGAUAUAACUAAGAAUCUCUAGCAUGUAGUGAGGAAAAUACAGAAUUAUUGUUGACACAAGUAGACAUGGCACCAAAGGAUCAGACUGUACUGAAACCAGAAAUUGGUGUUUUAAAUUAGAUGGACACUAUAUUUCACAGUUCUUUAAUGCCUUCUUAAUAUGUUUCCCUUGAGUCAAUGCUUUGUUCAAGCUGGCUUAAAUGGUGAGUUUUCAUUUCUGAAUUUCUCUGGUCUUGUGUUGUCUGUCUUUAGUGUGGAAGAUCAUUUGAUCCAAACUUCCUGUUCCUCUGGCCCAAUGCAAGAAUAGGCCUUGUGGAUUCAAGACAUUGCCACACGCUCUCAUUUAUUUGGGAUGCUGAUCGACAAGGAGCAGAAGUAGACUUAAAACUAUUAAAGGAAAAGUAGGUGCAUUCAACAAAAACCUCAGUGUUAUGAUUAAAUUAAUGGUAUUGAUGUUUCUCUUUGGAUUUCAGGGUGCUGCUUCUAAUUUUUUUAAUAGCUAAAAGAAUUAUAAAUUUUUGGAGUUACUUGUUUUCUAUACUAGCGAUUAUUUUACUUUUUGAAGCAGACCGUUGGCUCUUCAGUUUGGGGGUAUUAAAAAUGUGCUAUAUUGUCUUAGUAUUCCCCAAAGUACAAUAUAUCUUUACAAAUGCAGUUGAAAAUUGAAUUUUUUCUUUUGUCUUUUAAGACUAGAGGAAGAAAGCAGUGCAUUCUACUCUUCUGCCAGACUCUGGGAUGAUGGUGUAAUCCUACCGCAGAGUUCAAGGAAGGUAAGCUUCUUUCUCUAAGUGUAUGUCUCUAUAUGAUGUUCAGUAUCUCUUCCUUCCCAAGCCUACCUGUUAAAAAAUACUGGUUUCUGGUUUUUCCUAUUAAAAUAGUAUAUGGAGGGGAGGGGAAGAAGGCACAUUUCCUUCCCCUGCCUUCCCCCUGGCUGUGUGCUUGUUUGUUUAUUUGUUUGUUAAAAAUACCGCCCCCCCGUUAAAAACCCUUUUUUAAAAACAAAAAACAAAAACUAAUUGAAUAUUAGUGUGACUUCUGAAUUAUUUUGGACCAGUUGUGGAGCAGGUUUGGCCUGAUGGAGGCCUUUUAGAUUAGAGCCACAGGGCAGUUCAAGGGUAAGGGCGCUUUAGACAGCCCUAGUGAUUAGUAAGGGAGUUGGUAGGGCAGACAUAAUUGAAGGUAAAGGUAAAGGGACCCCUGGCCAUUAGGUCCAGUCAUGACCGACUCUGGGGUUGCGGUGCUCAUCUCGCUUUAUUGGCCGAGGGAGCUGGCGUACAGCUUCCGGGUCAUGUGGCCAGCAUGACUAAGCCACUUCUGGUGAACCAGAGCAGCACACGGAAACGCCAUUUACCUUCCCGCUGGAGCAGUACCUAUUUAUCUACUUGCACUUUGACAUACUUUUGAACUGCUAGGUUGGCAGGAGCAGGGAGCGAGCAACGGGAGCUCACCCCGUUGCGGGGAUUUGAACUGCCGACCUUCUGAUUGGCAAGUCCUAGGCUCUGUGGUUUAACCCACAGCGCCACCCGCGACCCUAGACAUAAUUGAAACAGAACAGUUAUUGGUAGCAUACUUUAGGGAUGUAAUUCUCUCUGAAAUAAUGGGUAGAUGAUGUUUUUUUCUCUUAAUUUACUGCAACAAUAAAUUGACACAACACAUUCACUGCUUGUUUAUCUGCUUCCUCCUAUAUUCCUUUGCUUGCCUUUCCUACAGUUUCUGCUUUACAUAUUUUUUCAUGAUAAUUGCUUUUAGCAUCUUCUCCUUUAUCCUUAGAGUGACCUUCUGAUACGUUUUAUUCAGCUUCUACAGUAAUUGUCAGUCUUGUGAAGCACUUUAGAAUGUUCCAAAUACAUUAAUUUUUGUUGUUGUAUUUGUUGUGUGUUUCUUUUGACAGGUUAUUGCACAAUGCUUAAGAAUUAUGAAACAGCAGAAAUACCAGAUCAUGUCCCUGCAACAGUCUCCUCUUCCUGUCAUAAGAAUGUAAGCAGGAAAGCCUGCUGGUAAAAAAAUGAAUUUGAACAUCUGACUCCCUGGAUGUUAAAUAGAAACAAUUAGUAUUUUAAUAUUGUCAUCAUGAUUUCUUGGUAUGAAAAUGAUAUAUAAACAUAUAUAGAAAUCAAACAUUUUCAUACCAAGAAAUCAUGAUGACAAUAUUAAAAUACUAAUUGUUUCUAUUUAACAUCCAGGGAGUCUUCAAUCAUGCUUCUAUUACUGUCCACACCCAAUGAUAGGAUACUUUAAAUUGAUGUCUUUUGUGCUGAAUAUAACCAAACAAGUAUUAUGGAAAUCAUUUAUUAGCUGAUAUACCAAGGUUUAAGGUGUGUCAAGUUAAUAAUUUAAAACAAAACUUAAAUAAUACAGAAAACAGAUUUAACAGCACCAGAAACACCAGAAUAUACUAACCAGCCAAGCCAAAAGCUACUGUUUUACUGUUUUGUUUUUAAUUAUUUACUUGUUUUUAUCUUGUAUUCUGUUAGCCACCCUGAGAUCCUAUGAGGAAGGCUGGUGUAUAAACCUAAUAAAUUAAAUAAUUCUUUGCCACCACUUCCAAAAAAGCCAAAAUGAAGGGGAGCCAACUGAUGUAAACACCUUAUUUUUAUCUCUGGCAGUUUUUACCUCCCACAGAGUUGGCCCCUGAAAUUUGACUAUAUUAGGUGGUUGAAGCUGCAGGACGGUGCACAGAGGUGUGUCUUAUAAGUUAUGAGGCUCUGAUUGUAAAGAGCUUUUCAUGAACAUUCACAAUUUUAAUGCAGUUUUUACCUCUGUCUUGAAGACUCUUCAGGUUGGUGCAAUAAAGACUUUUGGAUUAAUUCUUUCUGGAUGUAAGAUCAUGAAUGUGUCAUUUUUCCUCAGAAGUGGGGAAAAAGCUAAGAGAUUUAUUGUAAUUAUUUUUUUAACUUGUUCAUAAUUGUUAAAAAGUAUUAGAAUUCAAGACUAUAUUAAAGAAUGCAUUCUCACUUUGUUUCUGAAAAUAUAUUUGCUAAGUGACUAACAGUUACAAAAUCUGUCCAUAAUUAAGUUUUUUUUGGGUGUUAAAUUGACUUGAGUCUCUUUACUCCCACCCACCUACACAAUCAUCCAUUUGCUUUAAAAGUUUGUGUGUCAGGCUACCGACUCAUGAAAGACUAUUUUGCAAUUGACAAUGCUUCUUUACAGUUAAAUUUAUUUGUUGAAUGAAAAAUACCAAAUGCUGACAGUUUCAUAAACCAUUUGUUUCUCUACAGUACAUGAGGAUCAUAAAAGUAUUCUUGAAUUCUGUCAGUGUGGAGUUCUUUGAAAUGUUAAAAUACUUCUACAGGUCCUCAGGGCAGAUAGUUGGAAGGGUGUAGUUUUUAAAGUACAGUUCGUAGCUGCAUCCGUUACGCUAAAAGUCAAGCUUUAAUAAUAGGUCUAGUGAAGGUGCAACCAUCAUGCUCGUUUGAAGAGUCCAUGAAAAGUAACUGGGAUGUUUAUGUCCACUUCUGCCCUGGCGACUUCACUCAUGUCCUUUGCACUCAAGAUCAAAAGGUAGCCAGGCUUUGGUCCACUUCCAGGACUAAUGACAAUGCUCAGGACAACACCUGAACCAAAAAUAAAAAGGAGUUACCUAGCUGAAGCAGCACCAGAUACUUCAACAAAUCUCCAUUAUAUCAUCCAAGAAAACUGCAACGACCAUCAAACCAAAAUCUGAACAAGUUUUCCAUUAUUCUAUCAGUGAAUAUUUGUGUACAAGGUUUCUUUUCUUGCAAUUAUUGUGUAAGACGGCUGGC
Messenger RNA from Podarcis lilfordi (Lilford's wall lizard), 19105 nucleotides. NCBI's taxonomy places the organism in Eukaryota, Metazoa, Chordata, Lepidosauria, Squamata, Lacertidae. The record is from the annotation of a GenBank genome assembly.